Pelobates cultripes (western spadefoot toad) is the source of this 3720-nucleotide messenger RNA. The record is from the annotation of a GenBank genome assembly. Lineage: Eukaryota; Metazoa; Chordata; Amphibia; Anura; Pelobatidae.
AUGUCAAACUCUGCUGUGAUGGGUCCAGGUGAGGAUGGUGCUCUCGAUGAGGAGGAAAUGAGUGAAGAGGAGGUGUCUCGCGACUGGACUCCCCAAGAAAAGGCACUCCAUGAAGCUAAGGUGAAGGCCAGAGCCAAAUACCGUGUUCGCCGGACCUCAUCACGUGACUCAGAGAGCACAGAAACUAUUGCUGAAACUCCCAUUCCUCAAGGGAAGAGCCAUGACAGAAAAUCUCGCAUGGGCAAGGGAAGAGGUCUUCCUAAGAAAGGUAAGAGAAUUAUGUAAGAAAUAGGAAAAGUGGUUACUGGAGACUUGACCACAUGCACUGGGUAUGAAAUCUACUCUUGUGCUGAGGAUUUGGCCACAUUCCCAGUACAUAGGAGAAAGUGAGGAUAAGUGUAGAAGUGCUACAACUGUACUCCUUUCUUUAGCAUUUAAGGAAUGCAUGAUGUCUGCCUUGGGUAAAAUGGAAGGUUGAUGGUCAGAAAAGAUCUUAUGGUGAGCCGCUAAGGCAUUAGAGAGGCUUCUACAAGCGGCUGAUCUAGAAGGGAAACAUUUCAGCCAAGUGCCGGUCUACAAUAGGGUAGGAAGAUGAAUUGCAGAUCAUUCCUUAGAACAGAUUAGUUGCAAGAUUUGUAGCACUAGGCUGUUCUAGAAUGGGUAAGUUGUAGGUUUUGUGGUGCUGAGCUGCUCUAGAAUGGGUUAGGUGUAGGUUUUAUGGUGCUGAUCCAUCUUCUCAGUUAAAUGGGUUAGGUGUAGGUUUUGCAGUGCUGAGCUGCUCUAGAAUGGGUUAGGUGUAGGUUUUAUGAUAUUGAGCUGCUCUAGAAUGGGUAAGUUGUAGGUUUUGCAGUGCUGAGCUGCUCUAGAAUGGGUUAGGUGUAGGUUUUAUGGGGCUGAGCUGCUCUAGAAUGGGUUAGUUGUAGGUUUUGCAGUGCUGAGCUGCCCUAGAAUGGGUUAGUUGUAGGUUUUGCAGUGCUGAGCUGCUCUAGAAUGGGUUAGGUGUAGAUUUUAUGGUGCUGAGCUGCUCUAGAAUGGGUUAGUUGUAGGUUUUGCUGUGCUGAGCUGCUCUAGAAUGGGUUAGGUGUAGGUUUUAUGGGGCUGAGCUGCUCUAGAAUGGGUUAGGUGUAGGUUUUAUGGUGCUGAGCUGCUCUAGAAUGGGUUAGGUGUAGGUUUUGCGGUGCUGAGGGAGUAUUAAAAAGGGCCGCUAUACAACAUCCCUCUUGUUUUUUUUGUUUUUUUUUUACUUUUUCACAGGUGGUGCUGGAGGAAAGGGAGUGUGGGGGGCUCUCGGUCAGGUGUACACUUACCAAGAGCCAGACGUACAAGACCCCAAUUAUGAUGAAUCUGCCCAGGUAAUAGUAUUUAAGGGAAGUAUUUAAGUAUUUAUUUUGCAUGUUUUUGUCGCAGUGCAUUCAAUGUCUCUUUUCCCGUCUAUUUGGUUAUAUUUGCAUUUUAACCAUAAUUUUUUUACAUACACCAUUUUUCCCCCCAGCACAACAGUUUUAUGAAUUGUAGCGUUUUGUUUCUCUUCAUGUUUUCUUCCUCCUAUAAACGUUUUGCACUUCUGAAAAGGAAAUUCCUGAGAAAACUGGUGAAAUUUAUAAUAAAGAAAACUGUCACUUUUUAGAUCACUUUAAUAAAUCCGAUUAAAUUAAUGAUGGGAUUUAAACGUCAGCUUUCAGAACAUUAUGAGAAAUACCCCCAUUAGUGUUGGUACUUGCUGACCUUGUAUUGUGUGAGUUAUUCUCUCUAUAAUUAUAUUAACACUGUAACACUAUGUAUAAACAUACUGUCAGCUGUCUCUCCAGCGUAUGAUGUAGGUACACACUCUGCCUCUUAUAUCUGACACACAGGGCAAAACCGUAUAUCACAAGGUGGUACCUGAACUCGACGAGGUCGGCCUACAGCACAACGUACAACCAAUGGUUCGAGAAUACUUCGAGCACGGAGACACAGAGGAGGUUAUAGUAAGUAAUGAGUGUAUAGCGCUCUCUCAGUAUAUUAAUACAGUGGAGGUCACUCAGACUCAUUACUGGGAGUAUUAUUGCCGUGGAGCUCUGUUACACACAGACACAUUACUGGGAGUAUUAUUGCUGUGGAGCUCUGUUAUACACUCAGACACACACUCCUAGAAAAGAGGGACAGAGGGAUUUAGACCCCAAAUAGGGACUCUCCCUCUUAAACAGGGACACUUGGUAGGUAUUGUAACGGCAUCCCCCAGGCAUAAAAGGGGCUAAAAGCCGUUUGGGAGAUCUUUCCCUUCCAGAGAUACAGGCACAGCUACUGCAGAACAUCAAACUCCCGAACCGCAUGUAAGGGAAGGCUCCAAACUCCCGAACUGGAACCUCACGAAUAGCUGCCAGCAGACGAACAGGAAAAGCACCCAAGCGGCUUACACUCCUAGCAAUCAGUCUCUAUCAGCAUUCAGUAAAUCCCCCCCCAAAGACGAGACAAGGCUCCGUGUUGAGGGUCAAGCAGUGGUUUAAUGAGGGCUACCUGCCCAGUAUUUAUGCAGGUCUCCCACCUGGUGGACACUCCCCCAGGGGACCAAAUGGGAGACUGGGACACAAAUAGUACAAUGACCAAUCACAGGCAGACAUGGUUAAAACACUCCCCCAAUACAUUACAAUACCUCCCCUCAAUCCUGGAGAUAAUUGGGAAGUAAUCCAAUUAUCUCCAAGGACAUAGGCAAAACUCCAUUACCCACAUGGUUACAGUAAAAUACUAAAACACAAUAAAAUACACAAUAUUACAUUUAUCACACAAAAUAUAUACUUGCAACCCAUCCCCAGAUAGCUGGGAUCGGAGCGCACAAAAGUACCGAAUAGCGCUCAGAUCCUAUGCACACAGUCCAAUCGCCGUGGAGCCCAAGUGUUCACAAAGUCAGUUUUCAUACGAAUGAGCUCCACGGGAUUCCUAUCUGGGGUAUGGUGUAUUCAGGUACAAACUAUCGAAUAUAGGGCUGUUCGUGCACUUCUACCGAACAAGAAGGGAGGUCGGCGGCUUCAGCGGUGUUCGCGCCAAAAUGUAUCUGUUUUGAGUUCCAUGAGUUGGGCGUCGAGCACCGCUGUGCGUUCGCGUGUUUAAAAUGUCCGCGACCUCGUGUUUGGUAUACGAAUGGCGGCUACCCAGCAGUCGUCAAUUAAGCUGUGGUUAACUGCAGCUUCUGGGAGGUUAAUUGCCGACACACUCCAGGUCCCAGGUGGUCCAGUCAUUCGUGUGUCAGUUCGGUAGCUUGAAUCUUCCGAACACCGGGCAGAAAGGCACGAAUAAGCCUUUUCUGCAGGGGAAAAAGAAAGCUUUUAACAUGGGGCCUUAAUCCAAAGGCAACAGGCGAGCAACCAGGCUUCCCCAAUGCAAUGUGGCGAGAUUGGUCUCGUCACAGGUAUGAUUAUAGGAUGCUUGUUAUACAUUUUAUUUCACAAUCUCUGUACAGCAUAGAGGAAACAUUUGGUGUUUAAUAAAUUAAUAAAUGUCAUGUUCUUCUGCUAGGCUUUACUAAAAGAGCUGAAUUUGGGAAAGCAGAGCUCUGGGGUACCCCGGGUCGCUGUGUCCCUGGCAUUGGAAGGAAAGGCCAGUCAUCGAGAGCUGACAUCCCGUCUCCUUUCAGAUCUGGUGGGGAAGGUGCUUUCUGAAGAGCAUAUUGCUGAAGCCUUCGAUAGAAUGCUGUCUGAGCUUCCAGAUCUUAUAUUGGACACACCUGAGGCCCCACAGGUAUGA